AUGUCAACUUUAGCGCUAAACAUUACCUAUAAGGGUAUUACGAAAAAAGUGGUGAGCUCUAAAAGCUCAACUGUCAAUCAAGUUGUUCUGGCAUCGCUUAUCAAAUUCAAGGUUAAUGACGCCGAGUAUGAGGGUGAAUUGAUCCAUGGUGGAAAGAAGUUAGAUGGUUCGCUUGCUUUGAGACUUACUCCAUUGAGUAAUAAUGCAAAGGUUACCUUGAACUUAAAACAAAUUCCCACAGAUAGCAUUGUCAGCAUAAAGAUGUUGGCUACUUUGCCCUCUUCCAACGAAUCAAUAACGCUUGUCGUGAAACUAAAUCCCAAUAUCGCCCUCAACGAGUUAAUUGAUUUGUUUGAAACCAAUCAUGGCACAAAGCUAAGGGGGUUUGAUCAAUAUAAUGCUCAAUUGACUGUUUUAGGGACUAGGAUUGAGGAAGCAGAUUUCAAAAAUGUGAAACUCCGGUCAAUUAUUGGCAAUGUUUCCAAUACAGUCGUUCGAUUGAGUUACUUCAAUGCUGACAGUUCAGAAAAAGAAAAGGAGCAAAAGAAUAUAGUGGAUACUCAAUUGAAAGAGCAGCAAAUUAGGUUGCAAAAUCAAAGAAAAGAAAAAGAGAAUAGCAUGGAACAACCCCUUGUGGGCGUGGAUGAUAAGAAAGUCUUAACACUGACACAAGAUAUAGAACCCGCUGAUCAAACAAUUGAUAUACCAAAGGAAGAAUUGAAUAAAGAAGAUACUACACUGACGACCACUCAAGAGUUAAGUGAUGAUUUAGAGUCAAGUGACAAUGGAAGCAGGGAUAACUCUUUUCAAAUUAACAACGCACCCGAGUCGCUUUCUCCUCAAUUAUUUAUGCCAUCUGAGACUGAAUCACAGAGGUAUGAAAAUCCAGAAGUUGAUUAUGACAUGACAAUAAACCAGGCUCAGUUAUAUCAGAAAUUGAUCAGAAAAUCUGCAAGUGCCUCUAGAAGUCAAGCUCAAAGAGCUGUUCCUAAAAAAUUUUUGAUAAGAGUAAGAUUUCCUGACAGAUCAAUUUUACAAUUAAAUUUUCCAGAUUCAGGAACUACAAAGUUAGGUCAUUUAAUCAAAAAAAUUGAUGAGUCCAUAUUACCUUCAUUCAUAAACUCUUAUAAUUUAAAGUUCAGCUAUCCCCCUUUCAAGAAAUUGACCUUUUCCUACACAGAGAACCAAAGAAAACUAAUACGCAUGCCAGAGUUUCAAAAUGAACGGCUAAUGCUAAUAUGGGAAACAGAAAUGCCAAGCAAGGGACCAUACCUUGUUGAAGAUCUUGUUAACACAGCUAAGCACUCUUCAGAUCUACCUGAAGUAGUCUUGGAAUCCCAUAGAGGUGAUUUACCAGAGGAUAAACAUUCCAGCUCUGUUCAUAAUACUCAAAGUCUGGUUAGUCAUAAUUCAAGCAAAUCCCAAAAAACAAAAGGAGUUCCAAAGUGGUUCAAACUAAAGUAA
Molecule: messenger RNA, 1464 nt
Organism: Priceomyces carsonii
Lineage: Eukaryota; Fungi; Ascomycota; Pichiomycetes; Serinales; Debaryomycetaceae
Exons: 1
Coding region: 1-1464 (487 amino acids)
Biological process (GO): intracellular protein transport
Cellular component (GO): cytoplasm; nucleus; vesicle membrane
Source: RefSeq, a predicted model, not a curated record